Molecule: messenger RNA, 1840 nt
Organism: Sceloporus undulatus (fence lizard)
Lineage: Eukaryota; Metazoa; Chordata; Lepidosauria; Squamata; Phrynosomatidae
Gene: SNX5
Product: sorting nexin 5
Exons: 13
Coding region: 89-1300 (403 amino acids)
Biological process (GO): intracellular protein transport; pinocytosis
Cellular component (GO): endosome
Molecular function (GO): dynactin binding; phosphatidylinositol binding
Source: RefSeq, a predicted model, not a curated record
UAAUUCUCUUAACUCUUUGUGCGCGCUGGCACUGCGGUGACGUCACGAGGCUUCGCGCCUGCGCAGUAGGAGGGCGUGGGGCGCUAUCAUGUCGGCGGCUGCAGAAGGACCGGAAGAGACGGAGGGAUCCGGGAAGAUGAGAUCUGUGUCUGUGGAUCUAAAUGUUGAUGCUUUGCUGCAAAUUGACAUUCCUGAUGCUCUCAGUGAAAAAGACAAAGUGAAAUUCACAGUCCAUACUAAGACCACACUGCCAGCUUUUCAAGGUACAGAAUUCUCAGUUACAAGGCAGCAUGAAGAUUUUGAGUGGCUACAUGAUGCAUUUGUUGAGACAGAAGAAUAUGCAGGACUAAUUAUUCCACCGGCCCCUGCUAAGCCUGAUUUUGAUGGCCCUAGAGAGAAGAUGCAUAAACUUGGUGAAGGAGAAAUGUCUAUGACAAAGGAGGAGUUUGCCAAAAUGAAGCAAGAGCUGGAAGCGGAAUAUCUUGCUGUUUUCAAGAAGACUGUAUCUUCACAUGAAUUUUUCCUUCAGCAGAUUUCAACUCAUCCUAUUCUCAGCCAAGAUCACAACUUCCAUGUCUUCCUUGAAUAUGAUCAGGAUCUAAGUGUUCGGAGGAAAAAUACAAAGGAAAUGUUUGGUGGUUUCUUCAAAAAUGUGGUAAAGAGUGCUGAUGAAGUUCUGUUCUCAGGAGUUAAGGAGGUAGAUGAUUUCUUUGAACAAGAGAAGACUUUUCUCAUAAAUUACUACAACAAAAUCAAGGAAGCAUGUGCCAAGGCAGAUAAGAUGACAAGAUCUCAUAAAAAUGUUGCAGAUGAUUAUAUAUAUACGUCUUCUUCCUUGAAUAGCUUGGCUCUGGAAGAGCCAACUCUCCUUAAGAAGUAUUUGCUGAAAAUUUCUGAGCUCUUUGAGAAACUCAGGAAAGUAGAGAAUCGUGUUUCUUCUGAUGAAGAUUUGAAACUAUCAGAGUUACUGAGAUACUAUAUGCACAAUAUAGAAGCAGCAAAGGAUCUCUUAUAUAGACGUACAAGGGCUCUUACAGACUAUGAACAUUCAAAUAAAGCAUUGGAUAAAGCUAGGUUGAAAAGCAAAGAUGUCAGAUUGGCAGAAGCACAUCAGCAGGAGUGCUGUCAGAGAUUUGAAAAACUUUCUGAAUCAGCUAAACAAGAACUGAACAACUUCAGACAGAAGCGAAUAGCAGCAUUUCGUAAAAAUCUAAUUGAAAUGACUGAGCUCGAGAUCAAACAUGCAAAGAAUAAUGUUUCUCUUGUCCAAAGCUGCAUCGAAGUGUUAAAGAACAACUGAAACAAUCUUCAUUUGACUAUGAGGCUGGAGGACAAUGAGGCUGGUGGAAAUGAUGAACUGUGAGCUGCAGUUACUCAACAGCCGUAUGGGUGUUCAUUUCUAACUUUGUUUCCUUAAAAUAACUUUGUGGCUGGAAAGUUAACCAGUCUGGCACUAAUGACAAAAAUAUUGGAUAUAAAUAUUGUACUACAUACAGAUUUGCUUAAAAUCCAACUAACGUAUAUUCCUCAAGCAGAGCAAAUAAUAUGCAUAAUGAUAACUGCUAAAAUCCUGUCAUGCCAGAAACUGUCUUCUGAAAAAAUAUAUGAAAUUGAGAGCAUGGAGUGGAGAAUCUGAUAAUUGCAAUCUAUUUUGGGUUUACUGUAGAUAUACCAUGGCUCCCAAAUUCUCAAGCUGCACUUCUAAUUUACUACUGCAAAUUCUUCUACAAUUUUAUAAGGAAGUUCCUUAACAUUCCAUUUCGUAGACUUCUCUUGCAAAGUAUUUUCAGUCCAAUGUUUGUAUGCCCUUGAAUUAUACCAAAUAAAGAUGCAUACUGAU